Echinostoma caproni is the source of this 624-nucleotide messenger RNA. NCBI's taxonomy places the organism in Eukaryota, Metazoa, Platyhelminthes, Trematoda, Plagiorchiida, Echinostomatidae. The record is from the annotation of a GenBank genome assembly.
GAAUUGGAGCAUAGUAUAAGGGAACUUCCAUCCACCGAACGUGUUGGACCGUUGUUGUUCACCACGGACGAUCUGAAGAAUGGUUUGAUUCGUGAAUGUGGCACGUGGCGUCGAGUCUAUGGACAAGCAUUGAAUCAAUGUCGAGCACAAGAGAUGAACAAAAUUCUGGAAACGUUUGAUAAUCUAUCGAAACGAUUGAGUCGUCCCAUAAAAGAUUUGGACGAUGUGCGUGGACAAAUGGCUGCACUGGCGGAGCUGCGUGAGGCCGAGAUUGAAAUCGACAUGACAAUCGGGCCGAUUGAAGAGUCGUACGCGCUACUGAAUCGAUACGAGCUCUACUUCAAUGACGGCAAUGCCGAACGUGUGGACGCGCUGACCUACGGAUUUUCGAAACUGCGCACCCAAAGUCGUGAAGUACAAGACCAUUUGUUGGAAAUUCAGCCCAAAUUUAAAUUGGAACUGGUUGAAGGCGUGCAAGCGUUUAAACAGGAUGUCACCGACUUUGUGCAAGACUACGAUACAGUGUACGUUUCUAUCUUGCUCGUUAUGAGGAAGCUUUGUAAUCCGAAGUCGUCAGCCCACGAAAGCAUUCGUUCUGGAGAAAAGUUUCGUUGUGAACAUUAA